Diorhabda carinulata is the source of this 4544-nucleotide messenger RNA. RefSeq names its product voltage-dependent calcium channel subunit alpha-2/delta-3 (gene stj). Bases 370 to 4341 code for a protein of 1323 amino acids. Lineage: Eukaryota; Metazoa; Arthropoda; Insecta; Coleoptera; Chrysomelidae. The record is from RefSeq and is a predicted model, not a curated record. Gene Ontology annotation, cellular component: voltage-gated calcium channel complex. Gene Ontology annotation, molecular function: voltage-gated calcium channel activity. The transcript is spliced from 24 exons.
UUCAAUAAGUGUGUUUUGUUAUACUGAAAAUAUAUUUAUUCCAUAUACAGUACCCAUUUUUAUCUAUUAUUAUUUUGAAGCCAAACUAAUUAAAUUAGUUUAUUUGUAAAAAAUAAAGAAAAUAAAGCAGUUAGCAAAAACAUAACAAAAACUAUUGCCAUUAAUCUAUCUGUUUAUUUUUAAAUACCAUUCAGUCUGUACGACUGCAGAUAUACAGAUACGUGGACAAUUUCUAUCGGUUAAGCGCUUGCGUGGAAAUCGUGGAAAUCGAUUUUCCCUACUUACCGGAAAAUAGUUCAGAUCUGUCAUGUGAACAUUUUCAAAUCACCUGAAUCGAGUUUUUAAUUUUGAGUGUAAGUUUUUUUAAAUAUGGUUUGUCACAAAUACAUACAAAUUGUCGCGUUUUUGUGUUAUUGCUCAUUGGGAUGUGGCGAUGAUAAUGUCCUGGAAAGAAAUAGAGAGAAUACUGCAAAACAACAUCCUGAAUUGUCAAAUUUGGUAAAAAAUUGGGCAACCAAGCUCGGAGGAGAAUUAUGGCAUUUUGGAGAUUUAGUAACAAGACAAAAUAGAGUAAGAGAUAGUUUUAAAGAAACAAAUCUCGUAGUUGAAGAUGGUGAAGUACUACUACAAAAUAUUCACGAAAAUAUUUCUCAUAUGAUGAAACAAAAAGUAGAUGCCGUGAGAAGGAUAAUGGAUCAGGCCGAGCAAAUCGCCCAAGCACAGAAAGAAACAGAUAUUGAUUUUAAUUUUUCAUUUUAUAAUGCCAAAAAUUUAACUAAUUCGCUAGAUAAUAUUACUGAAGAAACAUCUACUAAGGAACCUGAAGCAGAGGAACCUCAAGAUGAUUCUUUUUUAUCUAACCGUUAUCAAGAACAGCCGUAUCAUCAGUCGCUUCUUCAACAGGAGGAGAUAGAGGGAUACCAGAAAGAUGAAGAUAGUGAAUCUUCUGAGGAUCCUUUAUCAAAAGAUGAAGAGCUAUUUGAUUCCGAUUUUGAGAUUACUGAUGGUACUGAAAAAGGUCCUCAGGCUAUACUUAAUAAAACUCCAAUUGAUAAGUCAAAAUUACCAUUAAUACGAAACAGAAAUUUUUAUGAUAUUCCUGUUAAUAUGAACGUUAGUGCCGUCCAUGUACCUAGUAAUGUUUACGAAAGAUCAAAAGAAGUGAUUGCUGGUAUCAAAUGGUCAGAGGAAUUAGAUAAAACUUUUAGAUCGAAUUAUGAAAUAGAUCCAACUUUAUCAUGGCAAUAUUUUGGAAGCUCCACUGGUUUUAUGAGACAAUAUCCAGCCAUGAUAUGGUCUCAAGAGCCCAUAGACCUUUUUGAUUGCCGUACAAGAUCCUGGUAUAUUGAAGCUGCAUCUUCGCCAAAAGAUAUUGUGAUAUUAGUAGAUAGAUCUGGAUCUAUGACUGGAAUGAGAAGAGAAAUUGCAAGACAUGUUGUCCACAAUAUUUUAGACACUCUGGGAAAUAAUGAUUACGUAAAUAUUUACACGUUCAGCAAUACAACAGACUCCCUGGUUGAGUGUUUCGAUGGUCAGCUCGUACAAGCAAACUUAGCCAAUGUUCGUGUACUAAAAGAGAGUAUGAGUGAUUUUAAAACAGAACAAAUCGCAAAUUUUUCUUCAGCUCUCAUAACUGCUUUUGAGUUGCUUCAAGAUUAUAGAAUCAACAAAAAAGGGGCCAGGUGUAACCAAGCUAUAAUGCUAAUAACUGAUGGUGUUCAAUACAACUAUAAAGAAAUUUUUGAGAAAUAUAAUUGGGAGAAUUUACCUUUUAUGAAUGUGAGAGUUUUUACGUACCUUAUAGGAAGGGAGGUAUCUGAUGUUAGAGAAGUUAAGUGGAUGGCUUGUGCAAAUCAAGGAUAUUAUGUACAUUUAAGUACAUACGCAGAAGUACGAGAAGAAGUUUUGAAUUACAUACCUGUUAUGGCAAGACCUAUGGUCUUAAAUCCGACCCAAAAACCUAAUCCUACAUGGAGUCCCGUCUAUGCUGAUGUAACAGAUCCAAAACUGACAAAUUGGUUGUGGAUAAAUAGGGAAAGAAAUCGACAAAGGGAGAGAUUCAUGGGGUAUAGAAAGUUGAAACAUAUGCUUUCUUCCGGUCACUUGGAUAGAACAUUUGUUCAUCAACAAAAGAUACAUCAAGACAACUACGGUGAUACUCAAAUAUAUCAUCUCAUGACAUCGGUCUCAUUGCCAGUUUAUGAUAAAAAACCUCGUCAGGAAAGAGUGGCAAAUCUACUAGGAGUCGCAGGAACUGAUAUUCCCAUUGAAUACAUUCAGAGGCUCAUGCUACCGUAUAGGCUGGGGGUGAAUGGAUAUGCGUUUAUAGUAACCAACAAUGGUUACAUUCUAACGCAUCCAGAUCUUAGGCCAGUGUAUCAGGGUAUUUUGAAACCAGCAUAUAAUAGAGUCGAUAUGAUUGAAAUUGAAAUUCUUGAUGAUGAAUCUGAGCCUAGGAAUUUCAGUGAUAAAAUUCGUGAGUUUAGGAGACAAGUAGUUAUGCAGUACAGUGGAAAUAUCACUCUAGACGUUAAAGGGCAUCUAGACGAUAUGAGACGAAUUACUUUUAUGAAAAGAGAUUACUACUUCAGAGGAAUAAAUGGUACUCCAUUUAGUCUUGUUAUAUCUCUUCCAAAGAAAUACGGAUAUACUCGAGUAGAGCCCAAAGUUGAAAACGACAUUCAUCGUUUAACAUUGUCUCAGCCUUCUGAUAAAAAACCACUUUUGCGAUAUUUCACUGGAAAUUGGACCAUUCACCCUGACUGGCACUAUUGUCGUUAUUUAGACAAUAGAAAACAUUUUGAUAAUCCCGAAGAGGAACUUCUCCAUUUCCUGCAAAUUAUGGAGAAGCAUGCUUGGAAAUGGUCCAAAGAAUCCGAAUGUGACAGAAAAUUAGUCUGCCAUGUUGUGUCGGACGCCAAACUAACGGAGUGGUUUAAUGACAACAUCACUACAACCAGUCGAGAGGAAAAUGGGUACGGUGGUAAAGAUUAUUACGAAUUUAAGGAAAUACUAGAUUUUUUCGAGUUGUGCAAAUGUUGCAAGUGCUCAUGUAAUAAUUCUUUUGCAUGCAGAGCGGAAUUGGUAAAAAAGAUAGGAAUUGUUAUUGCAUUCAUGGCAACCCACAGUGGUCUCACAAGAUGGCAAAAUUUUCCACAAAAUAUUGAAACACCCGAACAAGAGCCAAACUUUGAAAUUCUCCACAAUAAAGCCACUGAUGAAAUUUGGUAUAAACGAGCUGUUGAGCAUCAUUAUGUUGAUCCACAAGACUUUAUCUAUGCUGUCCCACAUUAUACAGGAAACUCGAGCCUAAGUUUAGUCACUGUUAGUAAGGCGAUAUUUCGAGAAGAUGGUAGUAAGAAAGCCCCAGUAGCUGUUGUUGGAUAUCAGUUUUUCCACGGAGCUUUACAAAAUUUAUUCACACAAAUUACAAGUAAAUGUGGAAACAUUCCAUGUAAAAGAACAUGUGCAUCACAGGAACUUCAUUGUUUAGUACUAGAUGAUAACGGUUAUGUCAUCGUUAGCGACAAUCCCAAAGAAACAGGUUUCUUUUUUGGAAAAAUAAUGCCGGACAUUAUGAAUCAACUGCUAGAAGAAAAAAUUUAUAAAGUUACCACUAUGUAUGAUUAUCAAGGUUUAUGUGCCGAAGGUCAAGAGAUGGAAAGCCCAGCAACCAGGAUACUAUCGCCAAUUGUUCACAUUAUUAACUUGUUUAAUUGGUUUGCUGGAUAUUUCAUUUCACUUAUCAAAACUGUAGCAGGAAACCAGUUUGAAAUUUUUCCUUCUGAGCAUUUUCAAGAAACUCAUUAUGAAGUUAUGGAUGAAAAUGAAUAUUCUGCUCAUAAUAACGACAAUAACCAUUACGAAGAAGCAGAAAUGCCUUUGAGCGAUAAAGAAUUUGUACAGAAAUUUGCUAUACAAGUAACAAAACCUGAACCGUGUGAUACUCAAAUGGCUUUAUAUUCGCUUGUUCACUAUUCAGAUAGAAAUAUCUCAACUAGCGCUUAUAACAAAACUAUGGUGGAAUGUUCGAGGCCAUACAUUGUCCAAAAGGUGUCUGGAAGCAACAUGAUUCUAUUAGUUGUAAACAACGUCUGUCUAGGCGAACCAAAUACUAGCAUAGAUACUCCUGAUCCUGUAGAAGUAGAUUAUAAUAUGUCCUUAGCUUGUUAUAGAGCAACAUAUAACGACUUUCCCAGAAGACAUUAUAUGAGUUGCAUUAACAGAAAUGCAAAUGAGAGUGAAAUCAAAAUUUGUGGAAAAGCUUCAUACAUAUCACCAACAAAAAUUGUACCUACGUUACUAUUAACCAUUUUAUCAAAUUUUUUCAUAUUAUCAUAAAAUUUAUAAAACAUAUAGUUCAGAAAUUUUUCAAACAUCUGUGAUACAUUCAAUAUUCUCUUGUCUUGUUAAGUUUACCUUGAUAUUAUUGGUAUCAAUGUAUGUCAUUUUUAUUGUUUUUGUAAUUUUGUUAAAAAUAAUUGUUAUUUGGUUUAUGUAUAUUUUAUGUAAAUUUAUUGAAAUAAAAAUAAUUUAUGAUUAAC